GCCCCAGCCGUUUUCGGGUAGCGGGGGCGCACGGCGCUGCUCGGGGCCCCCCCGGCGGAAGGGCAGAGGCGGCGCAGGGCCCUCGCCCACCCGGCUCCGGUUUCCCCUUCCCUCCCCCCCCAGCUCCCGGCCCUCUCUAAACUUGUCCUGUCCUGGGCAGCCUCCCCCCCCCCCCCGGCCUUCACCCCUCCUCCUCCUCCUCCUCCUCCGGCUGUGUGCGCGCCCCGGCCGCUCGCUAAUUGAAGAGCUGGGAUUCCUCACGUGAGAAGUUGAUUUGUAGUUUGAACACGUGGCUCAUUCAAAAAGCCGGAAUAUUCAAACGAGGGUUGCAGCCCGCCGUGCGCGCCUCCCCGAGCCGCCAGGAAGAUGAACAAGCUCUACAUCGGCAACCUCGGCGAGAACGUCAGCCCCCUCGACCUGGAAAGUCUCUUUAAGGACUCCAAGAUCCCCUUCUCGGGCCAGUUCCUGGUCAAGACGGGGUACGCCUUCGUGGACUGCCCCGACGAGAGCUGGGCCAUGAAGGCCAUCGAGGCACUUUCAGGUAAAGUGGAGCUGCAUGGGAAACUCAUAGAAGUUGAGCAUUCGGUCCCUAAAAGACAAAGGAGUCGGAAACUUCAGAUCAGAAACAUCCCACCACACUUGCAGUGGGAGGUGCUGGACAGUUUGUUAGCUCAGUAUGGAACGGUGGAGAACUGUGAGCAAGUGAACACUGACACGGAGACUGCAGUCGUAAAUGUAACAUACGGCAAUAAGGACCAGGCUAGACAAGCAAUAGAAAAACUGAACGGGUUUCAGCUCGAAAACUAUUCCUUGAAAGUCGCAUAUAUCCCCGAUGAAAUGGCAGCCCAGCAACCUCCGCAGCAGCAUCCCCAGGGGAGACGUGGAUUCGGGCAGAGGGGCCCUCCGCGGCAGGGGUCCCCCGGUGCCACCACGCGGCAGAAGCCACAGUCGGACGUCCCUCUGCGGAUGCUGGUUCCCACGCAGUUCGUAGGAGCCAUCAUUGGGAAAGAAGGAGCAACCAUCAGAAACAUCACAAAGCAGACGCAGUCCAAAAUUGAUAUUCAUCGUAAAGAGAAUGCAGGUGCUGCUGAGAAACCAAUUACCAUCCACUCAACUCCUGAAGGCUGCUCAACAGCUUGUAAAAUUAUUAUGGAGAUCAUGCAAAAGGAAGCUCAAGAUACUAAAUUUACAGAAGAAAUUCCCCUGAAGAUAUUGGCACAUAACAACUUUGUUGGCCGACUUAUUGGCAAAGAAGGAAGAAACCUGAAGAAAAUUGAGCAGGACACAGAUACUAAAAUCACGAUAUCUCCGUUGCAGGACUUGACACUCUAUAAUCCGGAAAGGACCAUUACAGUUAAAGGCAGUAUCGAAACUUGUGCCAAGGCCGAGGAAGAAAUUAUGAAGAAAAUCAGGGAGUCCUAUGAAAAUGACAUUGCUGCUAUGAACCUUCAAGCACAUUUAAUUCCUGGAUUAAAUCUGAAUGCCUUGGGUCUGUUCCCACCUUCUUCUUCAGGAAUACCACCUCCCGCAGUGAGCGUUGCCUCCGCUGCUGCUGCUGCUUCGUAUCCACCAUUUGGGCAACAGCCCGAGUCUGAGACUGUUCAUCUGUUCAUCCCAGCCUUGGCAGUUGGAGCUAUUAUUGGCAAGCAGGGACAGCACAUCAAACAACUUUCUCGUUUUGCAGGCGCAUCUAUUAAGAUUGCCCCUGCUGAAGGACCAGAUGCCAAGCUGAGAAUGGUUAUCAUCACUGGACCUCCAGAAGCUCAGUUUAAGGCUCAAGGGAGAAUCUAUGGAAAACUUAAAGAAGAAAACUUCUUUGGACCUAAAGAAGAAGUGAAACUUGAGGCUCAUAUAAAAGUGCCAUCCUAUGCUGCUGGUAGAGUUAUUGGUAAAGGAGGCAAAACAGUAAAUGAGCUUCAAAACUUGACAAGUGCAGAAGUUGUAGUCCCUCGUGACCAGACACCUGAUGAAAAUGAUCAGGUGGUUGUGAAAAUAACUGGUCACUUCUAUGCAUGCCAGCUUGCUCAGAGAAAAAUUCAGGAAAUACUGGCUCAGGUAAGAAGGCAGCAGCAACAGCAAAAAACAUUGCAAAGCGGACAGCCUCAGCCAAGACGGAAAUAAAGGUUUAGGAAAUGGCCCAUCAGAGACAGAUGCCAGACCAAAGACAGACUGUGCAACAGAGAGACGGGUGGUGAGCACCUGUUGAAGUUAUAUGCAGAAGAUCCACCAAGCCAAUCACCUGUUCGAGGACCAGGCAACCGUUGAACGCUGUCUCUGAGAAUGUAUUCUUUAGGCUCUCUCAAACUUUUGAAACCCAGCUUUAAAAUAAGGACCCCUUCACUUCCCUUUUGUUCUAUUCUCACAAUUUAACAUAAACUCGUUAGUCUUUUUUAUUGUUCUUAUUAUUCCCCAACAAUUUUAGAACUUGGUUUAAUGAAGCUUUCUCUUCUGAGUUCACUGGUUAUAAAAAAAAAAAAA
This is a messenger RNA of Cygnus atratus (black swan), 2478 nucleotides long. It is a transcript of the gene IGF2BP3, whose product is annotated as insulin like growth factor 2 mRNA binding protein 3. The transcript is spliced from 16 exons. Gene Ontology annotation, cellular component: nucleus; cytoplasm; cytosol. Lineage: Eukaryota; Metazoa; Chordata; Aves; Anseriformes; Anatidae. Gene Ontology annotation, molecular function: mRNA 3'-UTR binding. The record is from RefSeq and is a predicted model, not a curated record. The coding region runs from base 367 to 2121 and encodes 584 amino acids. Gene Ontology annotation, biological process: nervous system development; regulation of gene expression.